Molecule: messenger RNA, 1269 nt
Organism: Andrographis paniculata
Lineage: Eukaryota; Viridiplantae; Streptophyta; Magnoliopsida; Lamiales; Acanthaceae
Exons: 9
Coding region: 42-1028 (328 amino acids)
Biological process (GO): negative regulation of translation; mRNA catabolic process
Cellular component (GO): CCR4-NOT complex; P-body; CCR4-NOT core complex
Source: RefSeq, a predicted model, not a curated record
UCCACCGCUUCAGACAUCGUUCUUGUCGCCGACAGAUCUGAAUGAAUCGACUCACCGGUGAAGACCAUAUGGCGCAUCUUCCUCCGCCGCUCAACUUGCAAGCUGCUCCAUUUGAGGGCGGCAGUAGCUCUCCCGCCGCCGCCGCCGCCGCCGCCGUCAACAAGGACAGGAGGAUGCAAACGGCGGAGCAGCUGGUUCUCGAUAUAUGCAAUCCUGAUCUCAGGGAAAACGCACUCCUCGAACUCUCCAAGAAGAGAGAGCUGUUUCAAGAUUUAGCUCCAUUGCUGUGGCAUUCCUUCGGCACUAUUGCGGCCCUUCUCCAGGAAAUUGUCUACAUUUACCCGGUUUUAUCUCCUCCGAAUCUUAGUCCUGCACAGUCGAACAGAGUUUGCAAUGCACUUGCUUUACUUCAGUGUGUGGCGUCACAUCCAGAAACGAGAAUGCUAUUUCUAAAUGCCCACAUUCCUCUUUACUUGUAUCCUUUCCUUAAUACAACUAGCAAAUCGAGGCCAUUUGAGUACUUGAGGCUUACUAGUUUAGGUGUAAUUGGUGCUUUGGUCAAGGUUGAUGACACCGAGGUUAUCGGCUUUCUUCUAUCUACUGAGAUCAUUCCAUUGUGCUUACGCACGAUGGAGAUGGGAAGUGAAUUAUCAAAGACAGUGGCAACAUUUAUCGUGCAGAAGAUACUACUUGAUGAUGUGGGCUUGGAAUACAUCUGCACCACUGCUGAGCGAUUCCUUGCUGUUGGUAGAGUGCUUGGGAAUAUGGUUGCUGCUCUUGCAGAACAGCCAUCUUCCCGCCUGCUGAAACACAUAAUUAGAUGCUAUCUUCGACUGUCAGAUAAUCCGAGAGCCUGCGAUGCACUUAGAAGCUGCCUGCCUGAGAUGCUUAGAGAUGGAACUUUUAGCGCCUGUCUUCGUGAAGAUCCGACUACAAGAAGGUGGCUGCAGCAAUUGCUUCACAAUGUGCAGGUGCCGCGGGUUGGCCUGCCAGCUGGAGGUGGCUUUGAUCACAUGAUGGUCAAUUAAUUAUUUAUGAUUGCGGUAUGCUUUCAUAAAGAGUUUUUUGGCUUGUAGAUGUGUCCCGGCAUGCCUGUUUAGUUGUCUGUUGUAUAGUGAUCUCCCUUGUUGUUGGUUGCUAUAUAUAUGUGGUAUGUGCAAUAAAUUGUACAUUUGUGAGAUCAGAAGAAUUAGCAAUAAAUUGUCCUGUUGUAACAUUCAAAAGAUGAAAUACCAAAAGGUCUUACAAGGGAUUUUAAAAAUUUCUAUA